AUGGACGGACUGAAACCAAAACUCUCGAAGCUUCAGGGCCCAACCCAAGAACCCUUAGAGCCAGUGAGGCGCAAGUCGGAUCUCCUAGAGGUGCUAGUAGAUAAGCACGUAAUUGGAUUGCUUCGAAACAACGCUACGGAUGAAGACCACCAAGCUGCCGAGCAUCUGGAACCCGCCACGUUGACAGAUCAUAGUACCGGUAGCGACAUAUCAAGAAUCCGGUGGGAGAACAGUUUGGUGGAGCAAGAUCUUCUCCAGAAGAAGCAAGAGGCUGCCAGCUCUAAUAACGGUGCUACCAAUCGCGUCGAAAGCACGCUAAGCUUCCAUCCAGCCAAGAGGGAUGCCAGCUCGAUACGCCAUGAUUCCGCCGACAACUAUGAUGUUAUCACUGCCCCAUCUCUGGCGACAGCAAGUGAUGUGAAUAUUGACGACAGCCACGAGAUUCCGGGUGCCUACAGGGUAGCCGGAAUCGACGCUCCCGCGGAUUCUGAGAUGUUUGAGGAGGAAGGAUCCGUCACAGAAUCAUCAGACCGCGGUCUUUUGCCAGAGGAAGAACCAAUCAAUUCAGGUGACGACCCUGCCUUGUCUUCGUAUCUUGUCCUGCAGGAAAAGGAAGACUCCGGUGAUUCAGAUGAUGAGGAUGUCGAUGUGUUUCACCCAGAAGAUCUUGAAGAAGCGUUGGAUGUACAUCGCAUUUCAGAGUCAACAGCGGAUCGCAAGCAGCAGGAUAGUGACCGCCCCAACUCCAAGUUUGGGUGGGCUGUGAUGCUCCUUGUGUUUGGUGCCGUCUUGGCAUUGAUUCUGUGGCUCUUGUUGCAGAAUGACAGCAAAUCCAAUGCGGAUGGCACCUUUACCGCCAACAAUGCCACAGUGAGCUUCGACAAGAAGAACGCUUCAGAAGUUGUCACUGAAGCUUCGACUGCCUUCUUCCGAUAUCCAAUCUUCAAUGAAACUGGCAUGGAACAUGCCGUAAAGGCAGCAAUCAGAGAGGAUCCAGACAGCUCCUAUUACAAAGCCAAUGAAUGGAUGAUUAAGGAUCCGUUCUUGGAUACGUACCCCUUUUGGAAGCAACACCAGCGGUUUACCCAUGCAAUGAGAUGGUAUGCAUUGAAUGGGGAAAACUGGUUUCGAAACGAUGACUGGAUGAGGUACGAUGUGGAUGAAUGUGAGUGGUGGUCAGCUCACCCAAAACACGGCCAGAAAUACGGUAUAUGUGAUGAAGAAGGCCACAUCCUCGUGGUAAACUUGACUUCCAACAACCUAGAUGGUGAGGGACCCAAAGGAGCAAGCCUCCCACGAGCCAAGAUCAUGGACUAUUCCAACAACCAAUUGCGAGGCACCUUUCCAAGCUGUAUAAGUAAGGCACCCCUGGAAGCGAUUGACCUGUCCAACAACAGCAUAGGUGGAGCCAUUACUGCAGAAGCUGGAGUCAGUUCGCCUUGGUUACGAACAUGCAGGGUGGAUUCCAACCAACUUGGAGGAGAUUUGAAGUUUCCACCUGAAUUGUUUCCACGUAUUGAACUUUUCAAUCUCACCAACAACUUCUUUGGCCCAACCCUCCCUACAGAGUUUGGGGGGCUCACCAAGAUGACCUAUUUGGGACUUGGACACAACAACUACAAAGGGACCAUCCCCACAGAAUACAGCCAAUUGACUGCACUACAAGUGUUUGAUGUCUCUGGUACUGCCAUUACAGGAGACAUUCCUUCCAGUUUUGGGUCUGGCUUUGACAGUCUUGCCCUUUUGGACAUUGCCGAUACAAUGAUUGCAGGCGCAAUCCCCGAGUCUCUUUGUCGUGACCAAACUGUUGUGCAAGCCAACUGUAGUGAUGCCCUCCAAUGCUGUUGA
Molecule: messenger RNA, 1848 nt
Organism: Seminavis robusta
Lineage: Eukaryota; Bacillariophyta; Bacillariophyceae; Naviculales; Naviculaceae
Source: the annotation of a GenBank genome assembly